Molecule: messenger RNA, 3768 nt
Organism: Akanthomyces muscarius
Lineage: Eukaryota; Fungi; Ascomycota; Sordariomycetes; Hypocreales; Cordycipitaceae
Exons: 3
Coding region: 1-3768 (1255 amino acids)
Biological process (GO): COPII-coated vesicle cargo loading; intracellular protein transport; endoplasmic reticulum to Golgi vesicle-mediated transport
Cellular component (GO): endoplasmic reticulum exit site; COPII vesicle coat
Molecular function (GO): structural molecule activity; protein binding
Source: RefSeq, a predicted model, not a curated record
AUGGUGCGCCUACGAGAUAUUCCCCGAACGGCCACCUUUGCGUGGUCGCCUGGUGCCGGAAACCCUCUGGUGGUUACCGGUACUCGCGCUGGUGCUGUUGAUGCCGAUUUCUCCGACGAGAGCAAGCUUGAGCUCUGGGACUUGUCCCUGGACGACAAGGAACAGGGACUGGAGCUUCAGCCAAUUGCGAGCAUUACCACUGACGCCAGGUUCUACGAUAUUGCAUGGAGCCCUCCCGAUGCUGACCACCCACAAGGCAUAAUCGCCGGAGCUAUGGAGAACGGCUCCCUUGAUCUUUGGGACGCUGCUAAGCUGCAAGCCGAUGGGAGUGACGCCUUGAUGUCGCAAACGACAAAACACACCGGUGCGAUCAAGACACUUCAAUUCAACCCCCUCAAGCCGCAGAUUCUAGCCACAGCUGGCGCCAAGGGCGAAAUUUACAUUUACGAUGUCAAUGACAUUGCCAACCCCUUCCGCCUCGGCAAUGCUGCUGCGCGCUCCGAUGAUAUCGAAUGUCUCGCCUGGAACCGCAAAGUUUCCCAUAUCCUCGCUACUGGCGGAGCAGGCGGCUUUGUAACGGUGUGGGAUCUCAAGACUAAGAAGGCAUCUCUCACGUUGAACAACAACCGCAAAGCUGUCAGCGCCCUUGCCUGGGACCCCAACAACUCUACAAAGCUCCUGACUGGUACGCCAGACGACAACACUCCCGUUAUUCUUCUAUGGGAUCUUCGCAACUCCAAUGCACCAGAGAAGACACUGCAGGGCCACGAGCAAGGCGUCCUAUCGCUUUCCUGGUGUACCCAAGACAGCAGCAUCUUGCUUUCAUCUGGUAAAGAUAACAAGACCAUGGUGUGGAACCCUCUUACGGGCGAGCGCUACGGAGAACUUCCUGAAGUCACGAACUGGACCUUUCAAACACGCUUCCAUCCGCAAAACCCCAACUUAUCGGCUACUGCUAGCUUUGACGGCAAGAUCACAAUCCAGACUUUGCAAAACACGAACCCCGACACUUCGAAGACGGCCAUUGAUAACAACCUAGAUGGCGCCGACUUUUUCAGUGCUGCUCAAACGCAACCUCAGGGCGCAUCGUGGUCCUUAAACAAGGCACCCAAAUGGUUUGAGCGCCCUGUUGGUGCUUCUUUCGGAUUCGGUGGCAAGAUUGUUAUUUUUAAGCCUACACCGGGCCAGGAGAGAUCCUCCAAAGUUGUCAUCUCGCAGUUUUCUGCCGAUUCUGACUUUUCAUCGGCCACCGAGAAGUUCCAAGAAGCUCUUGCCUCCGGCGACCUGUCUGCCAUUUGCGAAGAGCGCAUGGAGAAAUCAAAGACCGACGAGGAGAAAGCCGACUGGAAGGUGAUGCAGACACUGAUCGGCGAGAACCCCCGUGGGAAGAUUGUCGAGUACCUCGGUCUCAAGUCAGAGGCUGGCGAGCAGCCAGCGUCCGAGGAAGCAAAGACGGAAGGCGAGGAAGCGGCCGGCGAAGCGGCCGGCGAAGAGGCUGUCGCUGAAGAGAUCACCGGCGAAAAGAAGAAGCUGUCCAACUUCUUCGAUGGUGGCGAGGAAAAUGGCGAUGACGACGAUUUCUUGUCUGGUGUUGCCGCGACAAAGGGUGCCAAAACUGACAACCCAUUCCAUCUGUUUGCCGACAGCGACACUGCUGUUGAGAAGGAUAUUACAAAGGCACUCAUGCUGGGCAACUUCACCAAGGCCACUGACAUCUGCCUGAAGGAGGACCGCAUCGCCGAUGCUUUCGUCAUUGCCAACUGUGGUGGCCAGGAGCUUGUCGACAAGGUUCAAGCUGCUUAUCUCGCUCGCAAGACUGGAUCUCCUAGCUACAUUCGCCUUCUCGGAUCUGUCAUCGAAAAGAAUCUUUGGGAUGUCGCAUACAACGCGGACCUCAAGAGCUGGAAAGAGACAAUGGCUAUCAUCUGCACCUUCUCGGAGCCUACCGAGUUCUCCGACCUCUGUGAGGCUCUUGGUGAUCGCAUCUAUGAGAGUGGCGAGCGCAAAGAUGCCUCUUUCUGCUACCUCGCUGGUUCGAAACUCGAGAAGGUCGUGUCAAUUUGGACUGCAGAGCUGGAGGAAGCUGAGCAGGCUGGCACCAAAGACGCGUCGUCACAGGACUCGACCUUUUCGGUUCAUGCCAGAACGCUGCAGAAUUUUAUCGAAAAGGUUACGGUCUUCCGCCACGUCAGCAAGUUUGUUGACAACGAAACGAGCGAGACUGCGGGCUGGAAGCUAGCGGCUCUGUAUGACAAGUACACUGAGUACGCUGAUAUUCUCGCUGGCCACGGCCAGCUUGACGCUGCUCAGCGCUACCUUGAUCUCCUGCCUAGCACGUAUCCUGCUGCUGAGGGUGCUCGUAGCCGGGUCAAGCAGGCCACCCAAAAGCCAUCCACCAAGGCUAAUGCCAGGAUUGCUACAAGAACCUCUAGCGCUGUUCCUCAGACACAACCUGCUUACGGCUAUCCUACUCCCCAGCCUCAGUCUCAGCCUCUGGGAACCACCGGCGCUGCCAAUCUUUACAGCAACAUCAACACUAUUCCUACGCCCCAGCCGUUCCAACCUCUGCAGCCCCAGCAGCCUCAGCAGUCACCGUAUGGAGGCAAUCCAUACCAGCCAUCAGGCAUGUACCAGCCGCCUGUUCAAAGCUAUACAUCCCCAGCACCGCCGCCCGUUUCUGGACCUCCUCGCGCCGGAACCCCAACCAUGUCGACGAUGCACAGUGCACCUAAGGAUAGCUGGAACGAUGUCCCUCUGGUGACAAAGGCUGCACCCUCUAGACGUUCAACUCCAAGCGCACCGCCCCCAGUAGGUCCAUAUGGCGGACAGCCUGGUCAACCAACACCGCCCGGCCCUCCCACUUAUGGUGCGCCUCCCAAAGCCAGCCCCCCCCCUCCUCCCAAGGGCUCUGCUCCUCCUCGUGUCACUUCGCCUUUGGCUGGACCGCCCCAGACAUUCCAGGCUCCUCCUCGUCCCUCGUCGGCAGCCAAUCAGUACGCUCCUCCACCUCCGCAAGUUGGUGCCAGCCCUCAGAUGGCAAAUCUCGUUGCGCGAACUGCCUCCCCCUAUAACGCCCCUCCCGCUGGCGCCCCUCCUUCGAACAGAUACGCCCCGACACCUUCUGCGCAGCAGCCCAGCCCGGGUCCUCCCACUGGGGGAUCUAUGCUGCCCCCGCCACCCGGCGGUAGCAUUCCCCCUCCUGCCAACCCAUACAGUCAAUUCGCGCAGCCGCCAGCUGCUCCUCACGGAGCAAACCCCUACGCCCCAACCAACAACUUCGGCUCGGCCCCGGGCGCACCUCCUCCUGCCUCAGGCCCUCCUACUGGACCGCCACCCAUGGGCCGACCUGGCCCUCCUGCGGGCGCUACACCCACGCCUCCUCCCCCCAGGGCCGCCGCUGCACCUCCGUCCAAGGGCAAGCACCCUCCUGGUGACAGAUCUCACAUCCCGGCUAGUGCUCAACGUCUUGUCGAGAUCCUGACGGAGGACAUGCAGCGCGUUGCAGCCAAGGCCCCGGCUACCUUUGCACCUCAAGUUAAGGAUACCCAGAAGCGGCUAAACCUGCUUUUUGAUCACCUCAACAACGAGGAGCUUGUGUCGCCUUAUAGUGUUUCUAAACUCUCGGAGCUUGCCGAGGCUCUCAAGUCCAAGGACCACCCAACGGCCGCCAAAAUGCAGGCUGAGCUUCAGCGCGAAAGAGUCGAAGAAUGCGGCCAAUGGAUGGUCGGCUUGAAGCGUCUCAUAAACAUGAGCAAAGCGACUCCUUAG